Molecule: messenger RNA, 3186 nt
Organism: Schistosoma haematobium
Lineage: Eukaryota; Metazoa; Platyhelminthes; Trematoda; Strigeidida; Schistosomatidae
Exons: 7
Coding region: 1336-2163 (275 amino acids)
Source: RefSeq, a predicted model, not a curated record
GGUGCACGUGGUUUCAGAAAAACUGCUUCAUUUCUCGUAUUCGGUAGUAACAUACAAUUUUCAACCGGACAGUGACUCGAGAACGUUUAGAUACAGUCGAAUUUCCACCAAAGAUGAGCCGCUGUAUAAGUAUAAAAGAGGGUGAAUAAUGUGGGAAAUAAUAAUAAUAAUAAUGACAAUAAUAGUAACAAUAAUAAUAGUAUUAAUAAUGACAAUAAUUGUAAUCAUAAUAAUUUGAAUCAAUUGAUUGUACUUCGAAGUGAGAAAAAUAAUUUCCAUAGACAUAAAGAGUUCAUCAUUUGUGUGUGGGCUGUGAUACUGCCCGGGUGCCCAGACCGAAGCAGGUGGUUAUCUUAGGGGGCCACACCCCGAGCCUUUGACCUAAAGGUCUAACCCACAAGGCAGUGGAGCAUCGUAAGGAGAUGCAGUCUCAUGGUAGCCGGUGACCAACGAUUGGUUCAUACGCCAUUUGUUCCCGCAGGAUACUGGAGCCCAUGUGCACCAUUGGUUUGGAAUCCGGUUAAAGCGCCGAAUAUUCGCUUUUCGUCCUCUCAUUUUCGUAAACAACAACCCCGCCACCAAAAAGGCAAUGAAUAGGGAUUCCCUGGCAGAGGCUGUAUACGCGUGGCCGUGUGAGAGUAUUUCGACAGAGAGAGCGGACUCUCCCCAUUCUCGGCCGUACCAGGGCAUUCAGGUGGCACUUGUGAAAACAUCACGCGCGAUUUUCAACGAGUGAGGGCUAUCGACCAUCUACGGGAAUUAUAAUUCAGAGUAUGUGUAAUCGGAUGAUAGUGGUUGUUGAUUGAACUGCUCAUUCAGUUGAUAGCGGACACGUGUAACGAGUGGAAGCUAAUGAAGUAAGUGAUUUUAAUUUUAGUUCUGUUUUGUGUUUAACUAAAUUUUAUGGUGUAGAUAAUUGUGAACUUGAGACAGGUAGUCGCAAUUUGGACACCAAUGAUUCCCUGAAUAAUGAUGACUCUGUAGAUAAAUGCUGAUUUCAGAUAAGAGGAGAAAGCGAGAAUGAGAAUUUUGAACAAUUGAGAGGAUCUGACAAUUACAAUGAACUAAGAGCACAUUAUAGACACGUGGACAGAUAAACAGUCUGUGUCAGUUGUUGCAAUGGAACAAUAUAAAUACUGUACAGUUAAAUGUUUUGUGUUGUCUUUUAAUCUGUCAUAAUUAUCCAAUACAGUUUUGUUGUGACUAAUUAGAAUUGUACUUCUUGAUUGGGUGUUAACACCAUCCACUAGCAACAUCAAUCAAAGGCUUCCAGCUAAUAGUGGAUGUACUGAAGUGAACUUGUGCUCUACAAAGUUCGUGAAUCGCAAAGAACAGAUGAACGACUUUAUGAUGUAUCUAAUGUCAAAUACAUCUCUGAGCAUAAAAGAUGCUGAUCGGGUUCUGUAUGGUCUAAGAUUUCUUAUCCCGGACAUACCGAAAAGCAUCAGAGGCGUUCUGAAGACAUGUCCCAGUGUUCAACCCAAGUUCAUCGGCAGUGGGGUUUACUACCAUCUAGGAUUGAAAACCAAUCUGCUAAGAUACGUUGAGCUUUGGUUGUGUACUAUUGAUUUUGACUCUUUAAAGUUAUAUGUCAAUAUAGAUGGACUUUCUAUGUCUAGAAGCUCCAAUCAACAGUUAUGGCCUAUACUUGGACGGAUCAUUGCCCCUCGGCUUAGUGACGUGUUCAUGAUAGGGAUCUACGGAGGGAAUAGUAAGCCGGCAGAAUUCAACGAAUUUUCUGCGGACACAAUUUCUGAAAUAAAAGAAAUGACUGACCCCACUAACAAGAAAUACGUUAUUGUUGACGUCCUACAGAAAAAACAACUUAUGAUAGCAUCAAAGGACUGGAUAGUUGGCAAUGACCUUUGCCUUCUUCCGAACGAGCUGGUCGAAAUACACCUGCAGAAGUGCGACCAACCGAAUGAAAAUUGGACGCUUAUGAAAUGUAAAGUGAUUCACGAAUUAGAUUCUCUGCAGUCGGCAAAAGACCUGUUAGUUGCCCUACAGGUACUGGAAUGUCAACGGAAAAACACCUCUACGGAUGAAAACACUUUGCCACUGAACACUGAGAAGCCGAAGAGGUCUGUACAAUAUCACCAUCCACAUCGCAAUGUAACCCUGUUGGUGGCGCUGUAUUGGACCAAUUGUAUACUGUGGUGCUGAAGAUGUCGUCAGCUAUCAAUGACUUGACUAAAACGAUUAACAACAUGUCGUCCGCCAUUAUGGACUUGAAUGUUAAUGUUAACCAAUUGCUUUCAAAGUCUAAUGAGCGCGAAAGACUGCAUCAAUUCGAUUGCGGACUGUCAAGUCAGCAGUUCCCUUUGUCAUCUGAAGAGGAACUACAGAUGCUAGAUACUGGUUUGUCGCAGAAAGAAACCAGGGACAGAUUUAUGGCAAUGGUCACUAGGUUAUCAGGUGACGAUCCAAAAACGUCCAUGCGUUUUGUUCUGUCGCAUCUGCUGACACCGGAGGUUGCCAGUAAAUUCACGUUACUUGGCACCUCUUCAAAACGAGCACUACAGAAAUGCACGUUUUACAGCUGCAUACGAAGUGCCUUAACUCAUCGCUUUUUGUCAUCCUCUGUCAACGAGAAAGACCUUGGUAAGCUGUACGACAUAGCGACACAAGGUUACUUUCACGACAUCCGAGACAAGAUGAUUAAACGAAAUAGAAGAAAAGAAAAUCCGGUAUGUACUAAUUUAAAGUGAUAACUUCUCUACGGCUCUAUAGUUACAGUCAACAAUACUAACGAACAUAACCGUAAGUUCAGCUUCAAGUAUUUAGCUGUGCAAAAGCAUGUCAUUGAGAUAUGGUUGUGACUUUUUUUGUUCGUUUUUUUUAUUUCAGAAUUCACAGGAGGACUACCUCAAUUCUGAAUAGUCCAUGCAAUUUUUUUGUUGUUCUACCUCGAUUUCAAUAAACAUUAUUCUUUCAAACAGCUUACUCUUUUACUUACAUGGGAAACUGUUGAAGUGUUGAGAAUGUGUGUCUGAGUUUCAGUGAACUUUUGAUUAAAUGCACAUUCCCUAUGAAUAAAAUAUAACCUGUUCCUUGUUUUUCAGAUAAUUACAAAUAACAAUGAAUUAGCAAUUGCAUUGGAUAUGCAUAACAAUCGAUGCUUAAGCAUCGAUUGUGCUCUACUGUUGUACAAUAAUACGCUUUUCUUUUUAAAUAAAAUUUUUAAAA